This is a messenger RNA of Felis catus (domestic cat), 6715 nucleotides long. It is a transcript of the gene CNGB1, whose product is annotated as cyclic nucleotide gated channel subunit beta 1. The record is from RefSeq and is a predicted model, not a curated record. Gene Ontology annotation, cellular component: photoreceptor outer segment; plasma membrane; intracellular cyclic nucleotide activated cation channel complex. Gene Ontology annotation, biological process: monoatomic cation transmembrane transport; retina homeostasis. Lineage: Eukaryota; Metazoa; Chordata; Mammalia; Carnivora; Felidae. Bases 1295 to 5089 code for a protein of 1264 amino acids. Gene Ontology annotation, molecular function: cGMP binding; protein-containing complex binding; intracellularly cAMP-activated cation channel activity. The transcript is spliced from 35 exons.
UUUCGGUGAUGUCCUGCCGGGCGAUGGGAGUCAGGGCCGCGUGGUAGGUGCCGAAGCCUGGGGGGCGACCCAGACCGCCCCAUAGACAGGAGCUGAUAACUUGGCCCAUCUGACCCAUGGGCCUGGUGGAGGGCCUUGAAGCCCCUGAAGGAGAUGGGAAGGGGGAAGGGCCACAAGCAGGCAGCUGGAGAACCAGAGGUACUUGGGGCGGGCACAGGCAGGGCCUUCACACCGUCUCCCCCGAGCAAACCCAGGGCCAGAAGCAAAGGACACUCACCAAGCACUGCAGAGGUUUAUUGGGGACACCGAAAAGUGUGAAGUAGGCGUUGUCAAAGUCAUCUGAAGAAGAAAAAGGAGGGAAGAGGUAGGUGUCUCCUCUACUUUGGACCCGAGUCCUACUUCUGGGAAUUUAUCCCACAUUACAGGUACACAACUGGGAAAUGAUAUGAGUAAAAGAUCUACCCAUUUCAACAUUGUUCAUAAGAGAAAAUGGCCGGGAAUAGCUCAAGUGUCUCAUUCAAGGACUUGUUAAAUACACUCUGAUACAUCCUCGCUAGCAGCUACUUAAAAGAAACAGGAAAUUCUCGAUACAAGACCUCCAAGGUGCAGAAGAGUAUAUGCUGUAUGCUACCUUUUGUUUUAAAGCACAAAACUGAGGAGAUUGGAGGCAGAGAAGAAUAUACAUUCAGGUCAUCACCUUAACCAUGUCAUCAAACUCGGCAUCACGAAUAGCAGGAUAACAACAUUAUGUGCCUCCUGCUGAAGCACUAUGGCAAGCAUGCAAGAUUCUGGCCAGGGAUGUUUUACCUGGUUAAUCAAGCCUCCCCAUCCAGCUUCUCGUUUACAGAAAACAGUCAAGGCACCCCCACCUCCACACCCAAGCCGCUCAAUGGAUGAAGACUUACUCCUUGGGCCUAUGUGGCCUUUUCACCCCAAAGACGCUCAGGUCCUCCUCCCGUUCACGGGCCGGACCUCAGUUCGCGGGGCUAGCUCACACGCAGUCAGCCAUCCCUCAGUCCUUGGAUUCUUCCUAAAGGCGCAGCUCUGGGACCAUGGCCGACCGGACAGAGCCCAAGGCAGGGGCUGCUGAGGUCCUGCCAAGCUGCAGAAGACUCUGGCCCAGAGAGACUCUGCCUGAGUCCUGGAUCUGAAGCUGGAGGGCUGGGGUGUGCCUCCUGCCACUGCUGACUGACAGUUGACAAGCCUCUGCCACCUAGAGUCUCCCAGGAUCACAUGGGGACAUCAAGCUGUUAUUCUCCCACCGGCCACCCUGUGGCUUGGUCAAGGCAUCAGGAUGUGGAGCUGGGUCCAGAGGGUGCUGCCUCAGCCCCCAGGGACCCCUCAGAAGACAAAGAUGGAGGAGGAGGAGGAGGGGGCAGAACCAGAACCGGAGGCGGAGCUGGAACCAGAGCCGGCGCCUAAAACAGCUCUGAAGGAGGCCGAGCUAGGGGACAAAUCCCUGCCACCGGAGGAGCCAUUUGAGGGGGAGGAAGUGGCUACAGCCGAGCCAGGCCCUCAGGAAACCCAGGAGGCUGCCCCUACUCCACCCACAUCCCUCCAAGCCCAGGUUGCUGUGGUUCCCGAAGUGAACAGCACUCCCAGUGGCUGGGUGCUGACCUGGCUCAGGAAAGGCAUGGAGAAAGUUGUCCCACAGCCGGUCCUCAGCAGCGGGCCAGCCCAGACCACUGCUGCUGGCUUGGAAGGCCCCACCCAGGCAGGAGCACAGAUCCCUGGGCAACGCAGCAAUGGGAGCUCAGAUGGACUCGAUGUGGCCCCUGGGGCCCAGGACACUGGGCCUGGGCCCUGGCUGCUCAGGUGGCUUGAGCAGAAUCUGGAGAAAGUGCUGCCUCAGCCCCCCCAGAGCUCCAAGGACUGGGGAGAUGAGCCUGCAGAUGCUGCCUUGGGCCCAGAGCCCCCAGGACCCCCUUUGGAAAGGGAGCCCAUGCUGCAGGCCCCGGAGAGCCCCAACAUGCCCACUGCUGGCCCCCUGGAGCCCAAGGAAGAGCCAACUUCAGAGCCCCAGGCCACCUUCCAUGCUUCUUCCUUGCCGCCUGCUGGGGACCCUGCCAGGUUGAUGGCUUGGCUCCGGCACAGGCUGGAGAUGGCCCUGCCGCAACCCGUGCUCCAUGGGAAGGCUGGUGAGCAGGAACCUGAUUCCCCUGUGGCGUGUGACGUGCAGACCGUCUGCAUCCUCCCUGGAGGCCAAGAGGAGCCCGAUCUCGUCCUAGAAGAGGUUGACCCUCACUGGGAGGAGGACGAGUAUCAGGACCGGGGCACCAGUCCGCAGGGCUCAGAGGCAGCUCCAGCUUAUGAAGAGGAGAAUGAGGCCAUGGAGGAGAUGCCCAGGGAGCUGCCCCAGAUUCAAGAGGAGAGAGAAGAUGAGGAGGAAGAUGGAGAGGAGGAGGAAGAAGAGGAGGAGGAGGAUCCUAAUGUCCUGCUGGAUAGCUGUCUGGUGGCACAGGCUGGCGAGCACCCGAGCGGAGUAGGCAGGACCCAACCCCAGGAGGCCGCCCACCAGGAGCCACAGGAGGAGGCCGUGGCUGCCAGCCCAGAAGUGCCUGCUACAGAAGAGCACCCGGAAGUGCAGGUGGAAGAUGCCGAUGCUGACGACCACCCCGUCAUCUUGGAGAACCCUCCCUCACCCGAGCUGCCGCCACCUUCUCCUGCCAAAUCGGACACCCUUACGGUCCCGGGAUCUGCCGCAGGGACCCAAAGGAAGGGGCCGCCCUCCCAGGAUGAUGAGGCUGAAGAGCUCAAGGCACUGUCGCCAGCUGAGUCUCCCAUGGUCGCCUGGUCAGACCCAUCCAGCCCGCAGGGCACUGAUGGCCAGGACCGCGCAACCUCCACGGCCAGCCAGAACAGCGCCAUCAUCAACGACCGGCUCCAGGAGCUGGUGAAGCUUUUCAAGGAGCGGACAGAGAAGGUGAAGGAGAAGCUCAUCGACCCCGAUGUCACGUCUGACGAGGAGAGCCCCAAGCCCUCUCCAGCCAAGAAAGCCCCAGAGUCGGCCCCGGCAGUAAAACCCACCGAAGCGGGACAGGCGGAGGAAGAGGAACACUAUUGUGACAUGCUCUGCUGCAAGUUCAAGCGCCGCCCCUGGAGGACAUACAAGUUUCCCCAGAGCAUUGACCCGCUGACCAACCUGAUGUACAUCCUGUGGCUGUUCUUCGUGGUGCUGGCGUGGAAUUGGAACUGCUGGCUGAUUCCCGUGCGCUGGGCCUUCCCCUACCAGACGCCAAGCAACAUCCACCUCUGGUUGGCGAUGGAUUAUCUGUGUGACCUCAUCUACUUCCUGGACAUCACCGUGUUCCAGCUGCGCCUGCAGUUUGUCAGAGGGGGAGACAUCAUUACGGACAAGAAGGAGAUGCGCAAUAACUACCUGAAAUCUCGUCGCUUUAAGAUGGACGUGCUCUGCCUCCUGCCCUUGGACUUUCUCUACUUGAAGUUCGGUGUGAAUUCCCUCCUGCGCUUACCCCGCUGUUUGAAGUACAUGGCCUUCUUCGAGUUUAACAGCCGCCUGGAAUCCAUCCUCAGCAAAGCCUACAUUUACAGGGUGAUCAGGACCACGGCUUACCUGCUCUACAGUCUGCAUUUGAACUCAUGUCUGUAUUACUGGGCGUCAGCCUAUCAGGGCAUCGGCUCCACUCACUGGGUUUACGAUGGCGUGGGAAACGGCUACAUUCGCUGUUACUACUGGGCUGUGAAGACCCUCAUCACCAUUGGUGGGCUGCCUGACCCCAAGACACUCUUCGAAAUUAUCUUUCAGGGGCUGAACUAUUUCACCGGUGUCUUUGCUUUCUCUGUGAUGAUCGGACAGAUGAGAGACGUGGUGGGGGCCGCCACUGCAGGGCAGACCUACUACCGCAGCUGCAUGGACAGCACAGUGAAGUACAUGAACUUCUACAAGAUCCCCAGGUCCGUACAGAACCGUGUCAAGACCUGGUACGAAUACACCUGGCAGUCCCAAGGCAUGCUGGAUGAGUCAGAACUGAUGGUGCAGCUUCCGGACAAGAUGCGGUUAGACCUCGCCAUCGAUGUGAACUAUAACAUUGUCAGUAAAGUGGCUCUCUUCCAGGGCUGUGACCGACAGUUGAUCUUUGACAUGCUGAAGAGGCUUCGUUCUGUCGUCUACCUGCCCAAUGACUAUGUGUGCAAGAAGGGGGAGAUAGGCCGAGAGAUGUACAUCAUCCAGGCAGGACAGGUGCAGGUCUUGGGUGGCCCUGAUGGGAAGGCCGUGCUGGUGACGCUGAAGGCUGGAUCUGUGUUUGGAGAAAUAAGCUUGCUGGCUGUUGGUGGCGGGAAUCGUCGCACCGCCAAUGUGGUCGCCCACGGGUUCACCAACCUCUUCAUUCUGGAUAAGAAGGACCUGAAUGAAAUUUUGGUGCAUUAUCCCGAGUCUCAGAAGUUACUCCGGAAGAAGGCCAGGCGCAUGCUAAGAAAUAACAACAAGCCCAAGGAGAAGAGCGUGUUCAUCCUUCCUCCCCGGGCAGGCACCCCCAAGCUGUUCAACGCCGCCCUGGCCAUAGCAGGAAAGAUGGGCGCCAAGGGGGCAAAAGCCGGCAAGCUUGCCCACCUGAGGGCCCGGCUCAAGGAACUGGCUGCGCUGGAGGCAGCAGCGAGGCAGCAGCAGUUGCUGGAACAGGCCAAGAGCUCGCAAGACACUGCGGGAGAGGCGGGAUCCGCCGCCCCAGACCAGCCAGCACCGCCAGAGCCCCCAGCCCGCAGCUCUCCGCCACCUGCCUCCCCUGAGAGGCCCGACGAAGGCAGGGAAGGGGCGGCUGGGCCGGAGGAGCACUCGGUGCAGAUCCGCAUGAGCCCAGGCCCAGAUCCCGGUGAACAGAUCCUGUUGGUGGAGAUCCCGGAGGAGAAGGAGAUCCCCGAGGAGGAGGAGAUCCCGGAGGAGAAGGAGAUCCCCGAGGAGAAGAAGGAGUUCCCGGAGGAGAGGGAGAUCCCCGAAGAGGAGGAGAUCCCGGAGGAGAAGGAGAUCUCGGAGGAGAAGAAGGAGUUCCCGGAGGAGAAGGAGAUCCCCGAGGAGAAGGAGAUCUCCGAGGAGAAGGAGACCCCGGAGGAGAAGCAGGAGGCCGAGUGAGGCUGCCGCCAGCGAGCCACUUCCGGCAGGUGCAGGCGCGUCCCGAGCAACGCGCCCCUCUCCUACAGGCCCAGACUCCCGGACUCAGUAGCGUCUGUCAUUCUGGCCCAGCGGGCUUCUGCCAAGGCUGGUUUUGAAGUCAACAAAUGUCAUUAGUGUCCCUGAGUUCCCACCAUCACCUGAGAACCCUACAUCUUCCGACUGUUAUUUUUAAAAACAAAAUUCUUUUCUAUUUAAAAAGUUUGUGGGGAAAGGCUAGGCAGAAUGGGACUCCAACCCUCCGGGAAGCUUUGUUGGAGACUAAAGGGUUAUUGAAUGUUUGGGUUUCAAUCUCCCACAUUUCAAGGAUAGAAAACCUGCCAGCAGGUGGGAAGCCUGGCUGGCUCAGUGGGUAGAACAUGGGACCCUUGAUCUCAAGGUUGUGAGUUCAAGCCCCACAUUGGGUGUAGAGAUUAAAACAAAAACAGCUUGUCAGCAGAAGGGUAGUUAUGCUCUGCUGCUCAUUUGACUAAAUGGGAACUGUGGCUCACCUGACCUGCUUAGGGACAGGAUGCCCAUUAGGGUAGUUAAGCAUGGAUCUGUCCCCGGGUUGCAUUCAGUUCUGAGUCCGAUGUCUUCACCUAGUUCUGGUCUGCAGGGAUUCGUGCUUGCUUACUUUAACACCCUUGCCAUAGAGAUGAUGGUGGCAACUUCCAUUAAUCCUGGAAGACAAAAUUACAGCUGACACCACUGAAGUUCCUGAUGCUUCCCCAGAUCAAGUCAAGUCAUGUUGCUUUAAUGAUUCAAAAUAAAAGGGGGGGAGGUGGGAUGCGGAGGAGUCCUCAGUCACUGAAUAUUGGGAGGAUUUCAUUUGCAUAUCUAAUGGCUCUUGGGGGAGUGGGUGAUUAAACACAAAAACCCGUCCUGGGCCAUUUGUUUCCACCAGCAACAAUGAACACAAAAAGCCCCGGAAUUCCAAUAGGUACUGCCCAUUUUAUAUAAAAUUGCAGGACAUUGUGAACUGCUGAAGAGGCCUUUGAGGGCUUACAAAUGUGUGUAUUUGUCUAUCGGCCUAAAACCAGAACAUUCAUUUCCCCUGUGAAAAAAAUGAAACAAUAUGGGAGUUCUCAGCCUGGUCUAAACACUUCCAAAUCCCAGGGUAACAAACAGAUUUCUCUAGUUGAUGACAUACCAUGUGAUCUGAGCAAUCACAUUGUAUAUAGUGAUGAGCAGCAUUAUUUUAGCCUUUUAAAAAGCUUUUAUUAUUAAUUUAUUUUAAUAAAUUUUUAUGGGUAUGAAAGGCCACCUAGUUAAAAUGAUCCCUCCUACCCCUGGUGCCCAACCUCCCUGGUCCCCUUCCUGGAAGAAACCACUAUUAUCAAUUUCUCAUGCUCUUCCUUUUUUUUUUUUUCUUUCACAAAUAAUAACAUACUAGAGCUGCUGUUGUUUUUCAUUUGAUUUAUUCUGAAGAUUCUUUCUUCUUACUAUAUAGAGGGGAUGCUUAUUUUUCAUGCCUACAAUCUAGUCCAUUGUCUGCAAGUAUCAUAACAUUUAACGGCUCUCCAAUUGACAGGCAUUUGCCAUGUUUUCAAUCUUAUGCUGUUAAGAAAUAGUGCUGCAAUUAAAAAAAUCAUAUACAUAACUUCA